This is a messenger RNA of Lathyrus oleraceus (garden pea), 739 nucleotides long. Its product is annotated as dehydration-responsive element-binding protein 1B. The transcript has a single exon. Gene Ontology annotation, biological process: regulation of DNA-templated transcription. The record is from RefSeq and is a predicted model, not a curated record. Gene Ontology annotation, molecular function: DNA binding; DNA-binding transcription factor activity. The coding region runs from base 11 to 589 and encodes 192 amino acids. NCBI's taxonomy places the organism in Eukaryota, Viridiplantae, Streptophyta, Magnoliopsida, Fabales, Fabaceae.
UAUACACAAUAUGAAUAAAAGAAAAGAUGGAAGGAAGAAGUUCCAUGAGACACGACACCCAAUAUACAAAGGAGUGAGACAAAGAAACGGAAAAUGGGUGUGUGAGUUACGACAUCCUAACAACAAAACUCGUCGUGUUUGGCUUGGAACAUUUUCUCACCCCGACAUGGCAGCUAAAGCUUAUGAUGUUGCAGCUUUAGCUUUUAGAGGUGAAGCUGCUUGCUUAAAUUUCCCUAACUCGGCUACUUCUUUGCCGCGUCUUGAUUCACAAACUUCUUCGAUUAGGUCGAUUCAGUUUGCCGCGAUGAAAGUGGGUGAAAAACAUUUCUUGUUGUGCGAGGACUCUGAGCCAUUCUCUGCUGAGACGGCUGAGAAUGAUUCAGAGUCGUUAGGUUGUGUUUGUGAUAUUAAUGUUUGCAUGGAGGGAGAUUCUGGGAGGUUGUUUUGGGAUGAGGAGGAGGUUUUCAAUAUGCCGGGUUUGAUAAACAGUAUGGCGGAAGGGUUGGUUAUGACACCACCGGCGUUGCAGAGAGGGUUCAAUUGGGUUGGUGGGGAAACUACCAUGGACUUGACUCUAUGGAAAAAUUGAUCAGCACUCCAAUUUCUAAACCCUAAACACACCUUCUUUACUAAUUAAUUAGAGUGGUAAAUACAGUGAUAUGUGUUACAAAAUUGAUAAUUUUACUAUAUAGAUAUCAACGCUGAAGAUUUUAUUAUGGAGAUUUUAGUCCUUUUUUCU